Kuraishia capsulata CBS 1993 is the source of this 675-nucleotide messenger RNA. RefSeq lists its product as uncharacterized. Gene Ontology annotation, biological process: superoxide metabolic process. The transcript has a single exon. Gene Ontology annotation, cellular component: mitochondrion. Gene Ontology annotation, molecular function: superoxide dismutase activity; metal ion binding. Lineage: Eukaryota; Fungi; Ascomycota; Pichiomycetes; Pichiales; Pichiaceae. The record is from RefSeq and is a predicted model, not a curated record. The coding region runs from base 1 to 675 and encodes 224 amino acids.
AUGUCAUUGCUCAGAACAUCAAUUCGCUCCGCCAAACCGGCCUUGCAAUCCCGUCAACUCGGAAACGCCAUCCGCACCAAGAUAUCCCUUCCAGAUCUGGACUGGGACUUUGGCGCUUUGGAGCCAUACAUCUCUGGUCAGAUUAACGAGCUCCACUACACCAAACAUCACCAAACCUACGUCACGGGCUUCAACACUGCAAUUGAGCAGUAUGCUGAGGCCAAGGAGGCCGGUGAGGUCAAGAAAGCUGUUGAGCUGCAAAAGCAGAUCAACUUCCAUGGUGGUGGAUAUCUCAACCACAACCUUUUCUGGAAGAACCUGGCCCCUCCUUCCCAGGGUGGUGGGGAGUUGCCAGCUGAGUCCAGUGCACUUGGAAAGGCCGUUAUUGACCAGUACAAGUCAUUUGACAACUUGGUUGCUGUGACCAACAGCAAGUUGGCUGGAAUCCAGGGUUCUGGCUGGGCCUUUAUUGCCAAGAACAAAUUGAACGGUGCCAUUGAGGUUAUCCAGACUCAAAAUCAGGACACUGCUCUCGACCCCUACAUUCCUCUGGUUGCCAUUGAUGCAUGGGAACACGCCUACUAUUUGCAAUACCAGAACGUGAAGGUUGACUACUUCAAGGCUAUCUGGAAUGUUAUCAACUGGAAGGAGGCUGAAAAGAGAUUUACUGCCUAA